Messenger RNA from Nomia melanderi (Alkali bee), 2757 nucleotides. RefSeq names its product nuclear cyclophilin protein Moca-cyp (gene Moca-cyp). Gene Ontology annotation, biological process: protein peptidyl-prolyl isomerization; protein folding. NCBI's taxonomy places the organism in Eukaryota, Metazoa, Arthropoda, Insecta, Hymenoptera, Halictidae. The record is from RefSeq and is a predicted model, not a curated record. Gene Ontology annotation, molecular function: peptidyl-prolyl cis-trans isomerase activity; cyclosporin A binding. Gene Ontology annotation, cellular component: cytoplasm; mitochondrion.
UUACGUCAAUAAAUUCUUCAUUAAAUAUCAAUGAAUUUUCAUUGAAUUAUUUUCUUGUAGAACUAGUAUGUAGAUCUAUUCAAAUAUGACCACUCUGUAGUAUUAUAUGUAUUUCUCACAGACCACCCUAUAUAUUAACAAUACUCAUAGAUUCAACAAUAUGGCACCGAGUGAUUAAUUUCGCGUUUGAUUAUUCCAUUACUACAUUUAUAUGUUGUCGAUAUUUACGUAGUAAUAUAACAAACGUACGCUACCGUAAGACAAAAUGGUAGAGUUGUAGUAUAUUAUUAAUGAAUUCACAGUUCACUGAGUUAGGGUAGUGGCUGGAUCAAGCAGUUCUAACCUUAUUCUGGAAAUUUCUUUUCUGGAUUUCACGACUGUUUUUAUUUCUUGUAACGGCAGUUAUAAAAGAAUUCACCACAAUGAAUGUCAAUCCACGAGUAUUUUUUGAUGUAGAAGUAGGCGGACUUCCAAUGGGUAGAAUAGUGUUUGAAUUAUUUGCUGAUGUGUGCCCUAUAACAUGCGAAAACUUUCGUGGUUUAUGUACUGGAGAGAAAGGACUUGGGAAAACAACUAGCAAACCAUUGCAUUACAAAGGAAUUGUUUUUCAUAGAGUUGUUAAAGAUUUCAUGAUUCAGGGUGGUGAUUUUUCAGUAGGUAACGGAACAGGAGGUGAAUCUAUUUAUGGCGGAACAUUUGCAGAUGAAAAUUUUAUUAUAAAACAUAACAAGCCAUUUUUGUUAUCAAUGGCAAAUCGUGGCAGAGAUACAAAUGGUUCACAAUUCUUUAUUACAACACAACCAGCGCCUCACCUCGACAAUGUCCAUGUGGUUUUUGGAGAAGUAGUGUCUGGCCAGGAAAUUGUUACACAUAUUGAGGGACUUCCAGUAGACCGUAUGUCCCGUCCAUUGCAAGAUGCUAAGGUUGUGAAUUGUGGAGAACUUGUAUUAAAAGUCAAGAGUAAAGCGAAGAAACGCGAAACAAAAGACAGUAGUUCAUCGGAUACAGAUUCUGAUUCUUAUGCAGAAAAAUCUAAGAAAAAAAAGAAGGCCAAGAAAAAUAAAAAAAGAGCAAAGUCGGAAGAUGGCGAAAUACACGAUUCAAAUGAAGAUGAUCUCGGAAAACCACAUCCACUUGUGUCAGUAACAAAAAUCGAUCCAGAUGAAAUACCGGAAGUGCCAGCAAAUAAAUUUUUGUACAGAGCAGGGCCAACGAAUAACGCGAAUCAAAAAGAAUUUAGGCAACAUUAUGGAAGAGAUCGGGUACGAUCGCAUAGAAAAACUGGUCGCGUAUUUAAAGGAAGAGGAAUAUUUCGCUAUCAUACACCUUCACGUAGUCGUUCAAGAAGCGUAACACCGCCGCACUGGAAGCAGGCUCAAAAUCGUACUAUCAAAUUACAUGAAUUUCAGAAAUUAGAAAAGGAACGUUUAAAAAAAGAAGAGGAAACGAAAAAGCGCGAGGCAGAUAGGAUCAAAAAGUUCACAGAAAAUCCGGACGAAGAUAGUCAGAUAAUGGACAAAUUUGAUACUGAUACACGAGUAUCCGAAGAACUCGAGAACAAGGAGAAUGAUCAGUUGGAAGAAAAGAAGGAUGACAAUAAAAACGUGGAACAGGAUCAAGAUAAUUUGAACACUAGUUCUGAUAUAAAUGAUUCUAUGUCAAAGGACAAAGCAGAUGGAAAGCAUAAAAAUGAGAAAGCAAUAAAGCGUGAUUCACAUCGAUCAUACGGCGACAGAUCUUCGCGACGUGAUUCACGGGACAGGAGUAGAAGACGUGGAAGUGGUCGUUCGAGAUCACGGGAUCGUCGAAGAUCCCGAGACAGGGAUUAUGAUCGUAGAAAUAGCCGUGAUAGAAGAAAUAGAAGGAAUUAUUAUCCACGUAGGCGAGAUUCUUAUAGAAUGAACAGACCAGGCAGAGAGAAUUAUAGAUACUAUGAUAGACGUAAUGAUUACAAAAGGACAAACAAUUCUAAUUCAAAUUACGAUACAGACAAAAAUCGAAGAAAGAGUGGUAACAUGUCGGAUUCUAACAAUCAACCAAAAUUUAAACGCCGCUCUCGUUCAACUAGUUCUAGUAGUCAACACUCCAAAGACUAAUUAUUUUUUCCUUUUAUUAUUUCCGCAACACCGAAAACUAUAAUUUAUAAAGCAAGCUACAUCUUCUGUAUCGUCUGCAAAUUUUUACUUUGAAUUUGGUUUUUGUCCUGAUGAAUUUGAAUUUGUGCAUAGACAAUGUAGUCUUAUAUUUGCUAUGAAUUGCAAAAUAUUAAUAACAACGUCUACAUGUAAAUUACAAUUCAUAAGUACUUAUGUGACAGCCUUUUAUAUUUUGUCAUAUGGAUACAUUAUGUUACAGAAUAUAAUUCUUUGAUCGUUACACAGAAUUCUUUGAUACGUAUAAGCUGAAGUGAUUAAAUGAACAGUAAAUGUGUCUUCUAAUUGUAUAGCAUUAUACUGUAAAUUAAAGAUACUUUUACUAUAAGUCACUAAUGUAUAAGUUAUAUUUGAACAUUUUUUGUGAGUAGUUACGCACGUACUUCUUUGUACCUUAUGAAAUUUGUGACAUACGUUUUAUUGUACUUUUGCGAUUGUAUUCUUGCAAAAUUACAAAAUUUUACAUAAAAUUCGGAGUUAUAACUAAUUACUAGGACUGAGUAUUUGAACUGUGUAAAUUCGCUGGAGUAAGUUCUUGAUUCGUUCUUCGGAUACUUAAGUCGUUCUAUUAACUGUACGUUUCCCUGUAAUUUUAAAAAUCCUU